CGCACGCGAGGAGAGAGGCUGAGCCGCACGCACACAGCUGGAUGGAUAGCAACGUCUCCGCCACAGCAGUAGAAGGAUGUGAUUUUUCGAUAUUUAGAUGAACUUUGUCACUAAAAGAGAGCAGCAGCUGGACUCAGCUCGACUUACCGGGUUAACAUACAGAUGGUGUAAAUAACAGCUGGAUAGCCUACUAACACAGCACGCGACAACAAAAAACAAACAAACUGCUUCAUUUUAAUGAGUUGAUUUUAAAGAUUUGCGACCAGUCCAGAUAGCUACUGAGCAUCCGUCCAGUGAGCUGUAGACAGACACACAAACACACACAGACAUGAUGGAGUCUAUCUUAGACAGUUUAACGGCAGAGAAACUCUAUCCGUCCGGCGGAACCAACCUGUUGGACCUGGAGGAACUCAGCGAUGGAGAUUUCCUCACUAAUGUGCCUUUCUCAGGUGACCAGAUGGAUGACUUUAGCAGUGAAUUGUUCAGCAGUUUCUUUGACGACCAUCUAUUAGAGCGGCCCCUUCUGGCAGACAGACCUUCACCUUUACAUAUGGACAUGGAGGACAGCAACCCAGAUAUUCAAGCAGAGCACAGCUACUCUUUAAGUGAAGACUCCGCCCCCCAGAGCCCAGCCCUGUCAAUCAAAAUGGACCAUGAGUCUGAAUUUGAAUGGAGCUUCAGUCAAGACCUUUCGGCCAUAUUGGUGAAACAGGAGGAGCCUGAUGGGGGCCAAAGGUUAGAUCCUCAGCCACUGGAAGGCCCGCCUCUCAUAUUAAGCCCUGCCCCCCCACACAGAGGGUCGCCAUGGAAACACACGGAGCCCAAUCAAGACAGUGGGAAGCCAGUAGCCAUAAAAGAUGAACCCCGAGAGAUUGGACAGUACCUCAGCCUGCCCAGCGACGAUGCUCUGCAGCUCCCGCCUACCCCUCCCAGCAGUAACCACGGCGACAGUGACGGCUCCCUCCCUCCCUCCUCCCCGCACCUCCCUCUGCCACCGUCUUCCCCUCAACCACAACAGAGGCCAGGAGGUCGGGCCUCCUCCUCUUCCUCCUCCUCUUCCUCAGCCAUCUCUUCUUCACCUCUCCUCACUGCACCACAUAAGCUGCAGGGUUCAGGACCCCUCUUGCUGACCGAAGAAGAGAAGAGGACCCUGGUUGCUGAGGGUUACCCAGUACCUAACAAACUUCCUCUCACUAAGACUGAAGAGAAGGCACUGAAGAGGGUCCGACGGAAGAUUAAAAAUAAGAUCUCAGCUCAGGAGAGUCGGAGGAAGAAGAAAGAAUAUGUGGAAUGUCUGGAGAAAAAGGUGGAGAGCUACACGUCAGAAAACAGCGACCUGUGGAGAAAAGUAGAAAACCUGGAGACCGCCAACAGGUCUCUCCUACAGCAGCUCCAGAAGCUUCAAUCGUUGGUUUCAGGGAAAGUUGUCCCCCGUUCUUGUAAAAUGGCCUCAACUCAAACAGGGACGUGCCUCAUGAUGGUGGCCGUGUGUUUUGUCCUGGUGUUGGGCUCCUUCUCUCCCUGCUUCUCUCCCCUCUCCUUCCUCACUCACACUUCCUCUAUGUCCUCAUCCUCCUCUUCCUCUAAUCCCUCCUCCCCUCCUCCUCUUCCGCCAGCGGACCUCUACACCACUAGUCAGGUCCGUUCCCGCAGCCUGCUCUUCUUUAAUGAAGGGGCUCCAUUGGAGGAGAGUUUAGUGACAUCAGAAGGGGAGAGGCUACAGUCAGACGGCCUCAUCCAGACGAGCCGAUACACAGCUGACGCACACAGCAGCAACCAGACAACUGGGCCCGAGUUAGACCGGAGAGAAAUGAAACCAGACGGGGUCUCCGAGUUUUUCUGACACAGCCUGACCCCUCCUCUCAUGACUUCUAACCUCUGACCCCUAAAAAGCCCAAAACCUCCAGAUUCCUGAACUCAGCGGGCUUCAUAUCAACAUCCAACUGUCAGUCAGUCCACCAUCAUCCCUUUUAGUGUACCUCAAGACAAGACUUCCUCCAAUCCUUCACAGCCAGUUCACUGCCUUCACACGGUGCUUCACUUCUCUGCUUAAACAGACUCUGCUACACCUGAAUAUACUUGAUUUUAAAGGGACCAUCUAAUCGAAAUUUCUACUUUUAUGCACUAAAAUAUAGUAGAAUUUUAAAAAUCCAACUAAUCCAAUAAUUAAUACCGGUAUGCAUAGUUUAAACAAUCAUGACAAAUAUUAUAGAGAUAUUAAAAAAACAUAGGGCCUUAAUUAAAAAAAACUCUAGAGAAUAUACAGUAACUUACAGAUGCAAUUCGUAUAGUUUUAACAAAACAAAUCACUACAAACUAGUCAGACCAUUGCCAAGACAAUAUGAGCCACUUAAGCUGUGAUCAUGUGUUAUCUUAUCAUGUCAUGACAGACCUAAAGCAGUUGUUAGUUUUUGCUUCCUCACUUUCUUUCCAAAACAAAUUCAGUGUAGCGUUAGCAUUUAGAGGAAAAGCAACCUCCUUUUUGCAAGAAUAAGCAAAGAGCUUCAUGUGAAAUGUUGCAGGAAACACAGAAUGAUACACCUUUGCACCUUUAAGAACUCAUAAAUAUAUAUAUAUAUAUAAUAUGGAUACUUGCCAGACCUCGACUGUGGGAGUUUAUGUUAGCACAUGGUGCUUGUAUUUUACCUCCACGCCACUCUAGAUGCCCUACAUCGGGUCAGUGCUUUCAUUUUUAACCAAUCACAUACUGUAUGUCGAUAAAGGGCUGCAACUAAAGAUUUGUUUGAUUAUUUGUUAAAUUGGUUAUUUUUUUGAUAAAACAAUUAAUCCUCACAUUAGAGAAGCUGGAACCAGAGUACUUUUUUUGUUAACUGACUUAUGUCAUUAAUCCAUUAUCAAAAUUGUGGCUUAUUAACUUUCUGUCAAUCAACUAAUCGAAUACUCGUUUCAGCUCUAUGUUAGUAACAGUACAUAAUGAAUGCAACAUGUACUGCUACUAACAAACCUUUAAAAGAAAGCUGUGUCAUUUUAAAAGUGCCUUCCACUUACUUUAGUCAAAUAUGACCAACUUGGCCUUACACCUAAAGCCCACACACGCAGCUAUAAACCUGGAAACGUAAAUCUAACUAGAUUACACACUGUUAGUUUCAAUCAGGGCUGGCCUCUUGAUGCUCAUUUUGCCAUCUCUCUAGUUGUUUCUUUUUUUCUUUUAAGUAAUCAUAAACUAAUCAAUGUUCAGGAUUUAUCUGGGGGAAAUAUUUUAUUUCACAUGCCUGUGGGUGUAAAGGCUUGUCAAAUUCACCUUUGCCACCAGCCAGCCUUGGAUUGAACUACUUACCAAACAGUUGUGUGAUGUGUUUGCAGUCAAGAGUUACAACAAAAGUUUAGUUUUUCCGCUUUUUAAACCUAUCACUGCCGUUAAAUUCCAUUUUUCAUGUCCAAAUUCUGCAUAAUUUUG
This is a messenger RNA of Perca fluviatilis (European perch), 3418 nucleotides long. RefSeq names its product cAMP responsive element binding protein 3-like 1 (gene creb3l1). Gene Ontology annotation, molecular function: DNA-binding transcription factor activity, RNA polymerase II-specific; cAMP response element binding. Bases 329 to 1843 code for a protein of 504 amino acids. Gene Ontology annotation, biological process: regulation of transcription by RNA polymerase II. The record is from RefSeq and is a predicted model, not a curated record. The transcript is spliced from 13 exons. NCBI's taxonomy places the organism in Eukaryota, Metazoa, Chordata, Actinopteri, Perciformes, Percidae.